Molecule: messenger RNA, 2391 nt
Organism: Filobasidium floriforme
Lineage: Eukaryota; Fungi; Basidiomycota; Tremellomycetes; Filobasidiales; Filobasidiaceae
Exons: 3
Coding region: 1-2391 (796 amino acids)
Source: RefSeq, a predicted model, not a curated record
AUGCCGUCACUAGCACCUACUCGACCAAUCUGGAUCGCUACCGAACCUGGUCAGCUUCGAUACCGCCAGGAUUUCGCCGACUGGGUCGCAAGGGCGGCGACACACCUCGCUGUUGAUGUAGCUCGAGUCCAGGCGGUGGUUGAUGAUCCCCAGCAGGACCAGACCCUUUUUGACAAGUUGGUAGACUAUGGGUUGAGGAAAAAGAGGCCGCCAUUUCGUCCAGGUAGCAUGGCCCCAGAGAUGGAAAGGUUGAGUGGAAAUGAUGUUCCAGAUUGCACUGAAUGCGGGCAGAGGCAUCCAGAAGGAGAGCGUGUACUACGUCAUAACGCAGACUGGAUGCCACCGCCCAUCGAGAUCGCCGUACGGAAGCGAUGGCAUUCAGAGGACGACUCUCUCGAUAAACAGAUUCAGAUCAAAGACGUACAGAAGGAGCUCUUGACUCUCGGGAAUGUCGUGGCUGUACCUGGAGUACUUAUACAAGCAGACGAGGCCCGGACCAGGAAAAAGUAUUAUCAGAGCCACUUUUACGUACAGAACAAGACCUGUGAAGAUCCCUUUCUGGGAUACCAUGAGCUCUACCGGGCCUCCAUGGGGGGGUUCGAGAGCUCCAACUACUGGAUGUCUCCCUCUCCGUCGUCGUCCCUUCAAGCACGUACCCCGCAGUCGUGCUCGAUCUCUCGUCCAUCGGAUACACCAAGCAGGAGCGGUAGCAGCGGUAGCAGGCAAUACAUGCCGGGCCUGCACGGGCUGCAAGACGAGAUCUCUGAUCUCAAAAAAGAGUUGCAGACGGUACGAGAUGGGAAGCAGGCGGCUGAGGAGAAGCAGAAGAUUGCGGAAAAGCUACUAGAGAAUGAGAGGAGCGCAAAGAAGGCUGCCGAGGUGGCGCAUGCCGCCCGGGUCAAGGAGAUCGAGAAUGAGCGCGACUCGGCUCGUAGAUCCUUCCGACAGCUCGAUGAGAAGCAGCGUCAAUGGCAAGCCAGCUUGCAAAUGGUGAGAGACGGGGUCAUUUCGGUGAAUGAGCUGAAGGCAAAAGUAGCCGAGCUCGAACAAAUCGGACUGGCCGAUGACGAGGGCAUCACGUCGCUCGAACAGGAAAAGACUCAGCUCGAAACUGCGCUGGAUCUUGCCAACGAGAAGAAGACGGAGCUUAAAACGGCGCUGGAUUCUGCCAACAAGAAACUCUUGGAGGCCGCCGAGCGCGAGGCUGCUUUAGAGGCCGCAAGAUCAAACGCUGUCGUCCAGCUCAACGCUGCUGUGGAGGCGGCGAACGAGGCCAAGAAAGUCGCCAACAAGGCAGAGGAAGCAAAGGAGGCUGCCACCAAGGCGCUCAAGGCCGCUUCUGAUGAUGCCACCACCAGUUUGCGUCGGAAGGACCAGAGUAUGGGGGCGCUCAAAAAGAGGAUCAAGACGCUCAGUGGAAAAGUUGCGGGGUCGCAGACCGGGCGAAUCCGAGACCUCAAGAAUUCGCAAACGAAAGUCGUAUCCCUACAGAACAAGCUCGAGACGUCACAGAAUAAGGUAGACUCCCUGGAGAACGAGCUCAAAACGUCGCAGACAAAGGUGACCUCCCUGGAGAACGAGCUCGAGACGUCGCAAAACGCGCUCAGAAACCACGAAGAAGCCGCCAAAUCGAAGAGCAAGGAGCUCCAGAGUUUACAAGCGGCCGCCAAAUCCAGUACGGAAGAAAUGAAAGCCCUACGAGCGAAACUAGAGACGGCCAAGUCGGAGAACGAAGCCGCAAAUAUACGCAUCGAGGAUGCGAAAAGAAAUAUCAGACGUAUCCGCGAAGAGCGCACGACUGCGCAGACCGAGUUGCAGUUGGUGAAGCGCUCCAUGGACGAAUUGAGCAGGGUCGUUCUUGCAACAGAGCACGAGGACGCCUCAUCAGGACCCGCCCUGGGGAUCGCAUCAAAGUCGGGCAGGAUGGCCGGUCCUAAUGGACAGCUCGACGUCUUUUCUACAAAAUCGGCUCCAUUGCUCUUGGUCAGUGACUUUUAUGUCGCGUAUCGGGCCUACAAGAAUAGCUCGGGAAACAAUCUCGAGAUCAAGAUCAAGGUUCUCCGGGUCAUGGGUCAGGCUCUACGGGCGGACAAGGUCGGCAACUUUGUUCCUCAUCAUCGGCCUGGGGAACAGCUGACGGGUGGCGCAGAAUUGAGCAAGCGACUGGUCUUGGCCGCUCAAAGUACGUGUCAUUGCGGUAAGAAUGUUGAACACUUGCCUACUCGAGCAAACCGUCUAAAGAUGGCUAUCAUCACCAUGACAGGUCUCGUUGAACGUGGUCUGGACAAUCUGCCCGCGCUUGAUGAUCCGGAACAGGCGAAAAAGGCUGUAGAGGCCGCGGGACUCGUCGUCAAGUUGGCUCGUGAGCUGCAAUCGAUCAAGAGGAUUUAG